AUACUAAUUUUUGUCGCCAUGGAACAAAAUAAAGAGACCGAAGAAACUUUUGAUACCGGGCGAAAACUGUCAACACUGUCCACACGCCCACGACGCACAACGCAGUCAAGACGUUCCACAUAUACGACAUACCACAAAUCUAGUCAAAAAUAUGAAAUUCCCAUCCACAAUAAAAAUAAAUCAGAUGUGCUAUUACAAAGUCUAUGCAAGCGCCACCCGAAUGACGCCAAGUUUAUUGGAGACUUUGACAGCACUGAAUUUGAUAAUGAUAACAUCUAUAUAUGCAAAGCUAAAGAUCCAGACGCACUUGAUUUCAUUGAUCAGCAGCCCAGCUAUAGUAAAUUCAAAUCACCCUUGGAAUCCCAAUGUUUGUCACGAUAUAAGGAAUGUACAAUGAAGUAUAAUCGUCUGUUCAAGAACGAGAUGAGGAAACUCAUUGACUACCAGUGUUCCGCCAUCGAGGCAGCCUAUCUUGUGCGAGUGAUGGCAUUUACCACGCUAUGGCCACCUUAUCACAAUGAAUCGGAAAUAGACAGUACAUCUCGGAAAUUCUUUCGUUUGACCCCAAAAGAGCAAAAGAGGUUCACAAAAAUUACUGGUAUGCCGUACAAAUCAAAAUGAAAUGUAAUUCCUUAAAUAUUAAAGAAAAGA
Messenger RNA from Drosophila persimilis, 651 nucleotides. RefSeq lists its product as uncharacterized. NCBI's taxonomy places the organism in Eukaryota, Metazoa, Arthropoda, Insecta, Diptera, Drosophilidae. Bases 19 to 621 code for a protein of 200 amino acids. The transcript has 3 exons. The record is from RefSeq and is a predicted model, not a curated record.